GAUGGAAUCGCCCUACGACCUCGCAAUUUUGGUGCCGUUCUCAGUGGAUCCUCGGGAAGACCUUGUAAGUGGCAACUGGAAAAAAGAAGUAACGCGCUCAAGCCUGAUUUUGCUAUCUACAGGGGAUUCCAUUUUUGAUGAAGUUGAAGUCAUGGAACGCUUAGAUGCGCGAACGUCCUUGCAACGAUUGACGAUGAGUAAGAUGCUAUCCAGGUUUGAACUUGAGCCAAAUAUUUUUCUUGUCAAGGUUGUGCGUAUCAUGAACAGAUUUGAUACAUACAGCGCUCGCGAUUUUAUCGUAAUCACACAAACAGUCGCAACUUCCACUACCUUUGUUUCUCUAUCAACGUCUGUUCCAUUCUCGGUAGACUCUCCAGCUUGGAUGAAGGCGGUCCUUCCUUACAUCCGUGGCCAGAUCAACCUAUUUGCAUGGGUGGUAGAGCGAGCCGCAGAAUGGGACGGGCUAAAGAUCACUUGUAUGCUGGAUACGACACCCGACACCGGCUUUGGUCCUGCCAGUGAUUGCGAGAUUGUAGUCAACCAGAUACCGCGUUCAGUGGGAGCUGCCGCAGAUCAUCUUCGAAAUAAAGGGUUUCUUCCGUAUAUCCUAGAUUACGCUUCCUAUGUUAGGCCACUGGGAGAAACCUAUGACCUUAAAAAUGGGACGUAUGGCUUACAAUGGGAGGUACUGGAUGCAUCAACUCCAAGCGAGCCAAACUUCUCUCAUCUGGGGCAAUCAGGCACAUCUAUUGUGUCAAGCGGUAGCUCAUUUGUGCAGCCCAUGGUCGAGAUUCGAAUAGAUUAUCGCAGAUGGGUCAAAGCGGGAGAGGGCCUGGACUUGAAGUUUGAGGCAAACGGGCGAUCGACAAGUGAAAUAUCCGUUGAGGUCGCCAUUGACAGUGAGGGUGGAUGGAAGAUAUCAUGUGCGGGUGAUGACGACCGGGUACACGCAGCAUUUAGUUUACGUCUCUCACAUACGGAGGUGCCUGGUGUCACAGUCAAUGGAGCUGCCAUUUCUGUUAUUGAAAUGAACCCUGCCCCUAUAGAAGAGGGCAUCAUCCGGCAUGGACAGGCAGAUGACCUUGAUGAGAAUGGUGAUCUUGAUGGUGGGAGCGACGACCAAUUGGUCUCUUCAGCUUCGAUGGGAGCAGAGUUACUCCGGAGGUCCGCGAGUUUGAUACUGGAGGGCGAAGUUUCAUGUGUUCCAACGCACGUGUCUCAAACGUCAGGCAUCUCGCUUCCCAUAUAUCCUCACCGGUUUGGGGAGUCUGUGAUUCGAGCAUUUGACCUAUUCAAUAAUCUUCUUUUCGAUGAAUCGUUCAAACACGUUUCGACCCAAAAGGAUGUCUCCAUAUUCAAGAAAGACGUCCCUGACCUUCCUGACCAUCCCACUGGAAUUCUGAAAGGGGUUGGAAUCUACCCUGUCACAGAUGUUAAGAGUAUAUGGGACAUCAUUGCUGUAGUGCAGACGGCCGGGGCUCGCAAAAUCUGGGAUACCAACUUUGAAAAUGAUACCAUUGUUGAGCAGCUCUCUGCAAAUUCCUUUAUAAUCCAUGCCAUGAACAAGGGAGUAUGGCCAACAAGCCCUCGAGAUGCAACGGUAGUGAGUACAAUUGUUACAGGAGACAGCCGAAUACAGAGCCUUGUACGAUCAGUUACGGAUGAUCCCAUCCUGCCGCCUGUUAAGAAUGGAAAUGUUCGGGCGCACGUUGAUAUUGCUGGAUGGGAUAUUGAAGCUCUAUCUGAUGAGACAAUCAAAGUUACACACAUUAUCCAGUUUGAUCCGAAAGGGUGGAUACCAUCAUCACUCAUCAGCGCAGUGUCAACCCAGCUUCCGUUAACGGUUGCAGCUGUUGUAGAUUAUUUGAAGCGAUUUGGGUCUCCACCUUAUGUGAUUGGAGGAUUGGGAAGUUGUGAGAUCAGCCGGGUACAUUAUUCACAUGAGAAGGGCCAAUAUGAACUCGCGGUAACCCCCAAACAGCGAGACGUAAACACCGCGGAUUUAGACCAAGAUCGAUAUCUGAGAAUCAGAGUAGACCUCAAGACAUGGUCUGGGGGCAAUGUCGACGUCGAAGCUGUUUCGGGAACGUGCAAGGUUGAUGUCAGCGUUCGGAAAAGCGGAAAGUACGGGGAUGACGGGGCAAUCCUUUGUGUCAAACGCCCCCAAGACGCAGAAACUGUCGUAAAAGUUCGAAAGGGGCUGCCAGGAAGCGGAAUACUGGUUAAUGGACAAUCGGUAGAAGUCAAUGAAUUUUCAGAGGCUUUUGAUACUGGAGGGCUGGUUGUGGGCUCACUUCCCGUAUCCAUUCCGACACCGCGUUCCCAUUCACCGGUGGGCUUCCCCACCAAAAGUCUGGGGUGGGAAUCUCCAGCAGGACGUCUUUCGAUGUCAGCCCUCGUACCAGGAGGACUAGGGAAUUGGUCUUCAUUAACUGACUUGGCGCAGGCGCAAGAUAACGCGGAAGCUGAAGAAGGGCUCUCGGCAGAAAUGCCAAGCGUUCUCAGCCCUGCUGUAGUGCCUGAACCAAUACCGACGGUUGAUAAGGAUAAGGAGCUCAGAGGGGCUGGCAACGCUGCUUUGGGGAAGCUAUUGCAGCUGCAUAAAUCCACGCGUGAUUGGACGCUGGUAUCGGCACUACGCUCUGGACUAUCUAUUCACCGCAAGACACCCACGGCAAUUGGUCAAAUGCCUAUCAUGCGAGGAACCAAGGUGGUUGAAGGGUUCGCUCCAGAGGAAGUCUUUUCCGUGAUCAAAGCGUUUGGGUGUCGCAAGAUUUGGGACGACUUGUUGGAAGACGGAAAACAGAUGCAGUAUUGUGGAGAGAGUACCCGUGUGGCAUACUUGACGAUGAAAGGAUUUUUCCCCAUGAGCCGACGGGAUCUCCUUACAAUAUCAGCUGAUAAAGUCAUUUCCAUCCAUCCAAACACAUCAUCACCUACGAUUGCCACUGCGGCUACUAGCGUCCCUGAAUCACUCUUAUCCCCUGAGAUACUUUCUGCCGUUGCUGCAGAGGCAGGGUCCAAGGUUAGAGGGACACUUGCAAUCGGUGGAUGGAUUCUUGAACCCAUAGAUCCGUACGAAGCCACGCAGCAGCACCCAAUACCGUCUACAAGAGCCACUGUGUACUACCAAGUAGACCUGGGGGGUUCGGUUCCGCAGGCUAUUUAUGGCUUCAUGGUCGGAAGCGCACCCAAAGAUCCCGCAAAUGUGGAGGCGUAUUUGAAGAGCCAUGGAAUCCCACCAUACGUUCUUGGAUUACUCGCUCGAGAUGAAAUCUCACAUGGAGAGCAGCGGCACGAAAAGUUGCGGGUGAUUAGUCAGGACUUUGAUCACGGCAGCAACGAGUUUGUUGCUGAAUUCGAGUUUGGAUCUGGUUGGACGGAAACCAGUCGCGCGAAAAGAGGUGGGAGGUUGGCGGAUCACCCACAAAGAAGCGAAACGUUUCACAUGGAGAUGGAUGCUCCUGGUACAGGCACAGAAUCUGAAUCCGAAGACCUGGAAGAGCCGCCGCUCAUGCUGGAAAUUAUCGUGGAUCUUGUCAGAUACCCUUCAGGCUAUCACGUCAAGUGGGAAACUGCCAAAUUGUCUGAAGCUGGCGUAAACUCUAAUGGCGGGACUGAGAGUACCGGGUAUGAAUCUGGAAGUGAAUCCGCUGGAGGGGCUGGGCUACAUGCGAAAGGAAAGAGAGAUGGAUUAGGAGCCCGUAAUGCCACGACAAAGGUUACACCAAAGAACAAGGUGACGAAGCAUUCGAUCAAGGUCCGAGUGCUUCGGUCUGCUAUACGUCAGUGGGAAUCUGUGCAUCGGCGUGGACACUCUCCAGUUCCGGCGUCGGACAUUUGUGCUUUUGCGGGUGCGAUUCGUGUUGUGGCGUCCAGCUCCAAGAAGAUUGGUGUGGCUGGCAUGCUGUCGUCUGCUGUUGGAGGCGAGAAUACUUUUACGGUCAUGGUAAACAACAAACGAGUACAUAUAGGCAAGCACGGCGAUGCGGAUUUGCGUGCGAGGGAAAAGGAGAGGCUUAGAAAGAAGAUUAGUCGAGGGUCCUUUGGAACGGCUCGAUCGAGUGUCACUGGAGGGGCUACGGCCGAGGCGGCGGGGUCUGCGGGCCAAACUCCUCUUGCAUCCGCCAAAAACAUUCUCAACGGGAGUUUCUUGUUUAGUCGCAGACGCCCAAAAUCUUCUCAUUCACUAGUCAGUGGAGAAGAAGGAGGUAUCGAAAUGAAGCAUCCAUUGCGCAUAUCGAGCCUACCAGCAUCAUCAUCGUCGCCGUCCCCAGAUAUACUAAAGCAGCUACCUACCGGGGGGACGUUUGGCCUACUGUCUCCGCGAAGUAAUCUAGCCGCUGCUGGAAAACGAAGGGCUUCCGUUGCCACCGUCUUCCCGACACAGGAAGCGUCAAGUCCAAAGACGGAAUCAUUGCGUUCUCAACGUGAGAUGAAGAUGGAAACACCGCCCCCUUUCAGAAGCGAUGAAGUCGACUCACCGCAUAAUCAACCUGGCGCAAAAAAUCACUCUGUGGAAGAUUCGCCGUCACGAACGCCCUUGACAGCACAUGAACACAGUGAACAAUGGACGUCUACUACCUACAGUCUGACCUUUCUGUUCCUGUGCGGCACCAUCGCCUUUUUGACUGGCGCUAUCCUCCGGUUGUUUGUCGUAGAUCCAUUCUCGACAUUUCCUAGCACAUCAAUCUGCCCUGUUCCCUCCAAACUCCCACCGGUUCCAACGAAUAAGCAGCAAUGUCCCCUUGUGUUCUGCCCACCAUGUCCGGUAUGUGCAUCUCCAGCGGCCACUGCCACUGUGACCGUCACUGUAACGGCAAGUAAUAACAUGGCAUCGGAGGCGGUGGAAACACAAGUGAUGGUCUUUGAUCCGGAAGGAGUUGGUGACUCGGGCCAUCGUGAACUGUAA
Messenger RNA from Spizellomyces punctatus DAOM BR117, 4912 nucleotides. RefSeq lists its product as uncharacterized. The record is from RefSeq and is a predicted model, not a curated record. Lineage: Eukaryota; Fungi; Chytridiomycota; Chytridiomycetes; Spizellomycetales; Spizellomycetaceae. The transcript has 9 exons. Gene Ontology annotation, molecular function: lipid binding. The annotation marks the transcript as partial.